AUGACGGAAUACAAGAGAGAGCCCGUGAUUUACGGCAUUCAGCCGGAUGACAAGGAGAAGCUUGGGGAGACGACGACCAAGCUUGACGAUUCCGACAUCAGCGGCCUUCUGGAGCAAUUGAGACAGAUCGUGGCUGAGAACGAGCUCGACGUCAACUUCCCCUCCCAUAUCCUCGACCAGGCUCGGGAGAUCCUCGAGGCCGAGGAGCACAACAUCGACCUGUCACAGCUCAACGUUGUCAUUGGCGAAAUCGAGAAGCAGCGCUUCCUGAUUGAGAAUGACUCGCCUUACCCUGAGGUUCGCGCCGUCGUCGAUCCCACCGACGAUCCCGCGGUGUCGGCCAACACCUUCCGAGCCUGGUUCCUGGGCCUGGUGGCAACCAUCAUCUUCACGGGUGUCAACCAGCUGUUUACCAUGCGCUAUCCGGCCAUCAGCAUCUACUCCCUGGUCGCGCAGUUGCUUGCAUACCCCUGUGGUGUGUUUUUGGCCAAGGUUCUGCCCACGCGCCAGUGGAAUCUCUUUGGCUGGAAAUUCACCCUAAACCCCGGCCCCUUCAACCAGAAGGAACACAUGCUGAUCACGGUCAUGUCCAAUGUCUCCUUCGGUGGCACCAAUGGAACCGCCUACGUGACCUACAUCUUCCAGGCUGGGUUCCAGAUCCUGGUUACUCUCUCGACCCAGUUGCUGGGAUACGGGUGUGCCGGUGUGGUGCGGCGAUUCCUGGUGUAUCCCCCUGCCAUGAUCUACCCGACCUCCCUCUCGACCAUCGCCCUCAACAAGGCCCUCCACAGUGACGAGGGUCGAGACGGGCAUGUUCAUGGCUGGAAGAUCACCCGCUACCGCUUUUUCAUGUAUUGCUUCAUCGGGAUGUUCUUCUACUACUGGCUUCCUGGCUACCUCUUCCAGGCCCUCUCCUACUUCAACUGGAUCAACUGGAUUGCGCCGAAUAACGUCAACCUGGCCAUCAUCUGCGGUACCGUCACCGGCAUGGGUCUCAACCCCCUGCCCACCUUCGACUGGAACAUCAUCUACGCCCUAUAUGACCCUAUCAUCUACCCCUUCUACGCGCUCUCGAACAUCGCGAUCGGCACGAUCGUCGGAGGUUUCUUCAUCAUCGUCCCGUUGUACUACAAGAACGUGUGGAAUGCGGCUUACUUCCCGAUUCUCAGCAACGAUGUCUACGACAACACGGGUUCCACGUACAAUGUGACUCGGGUGCUGAACAGCAAGGGCGAGUUUGACCUGGCAGGGUACGAGAGUUACAGCCCUCCAUUCCUCACCACUGGAUAUAUCAUGAUCUUCUACUUCUCCUUUGCCAUUUACCUGGCCGCCAUUGUCCACGUUGCGCUGUACAACCGCCGCGAGAUCAUCAAGGGCUUCAAGGCCAUGUGGAAGUGGACCAACGCCAGGGAUGAGCACGAGGACAUCCACAACCGACUGAUGAAGGCAUACAAAGAAGUGCCAGAAUGGUGGUACCUGACUCUUCUGGCAAUCUCUUUUGUCUUUGCCUGCGUCGGUGUGGCCGUGUACGACACCGGACUGCCCAUCUGGUCGAUUGUGUUUGCCAUCGCGCUGUGCCUGUUCCUCCAGAUCCCUUACGGCAUGGUGUACGCCAUCACCAACUCCGAGGUCACCAACAAUGUCAUCGCAGAGUUCAUUGGAGGCUACGCCAUUGCCGGCAAGCCGGUGGCCAACCUGUUGUUCAAGGCGUACGGCUACAUUGCCUGUGCGCAAUCGAUCCAGUUCGUCGCCGAUUUGAAGCUUGGCCACUAUAUGAAGAUUGCCCCCCGCGUGAUGUUCUCGGCCCAGCUGGUCGCCACCAUCGUCGGUGCCUUUGUCUCUCUCGGGGUCAACACCUGGGCUCUCGACAACAUCAGCGACGUGUGCUCUAUUGACCAGCCACAAAAGUUCACCUGUGCCGGUGCCCGCGACUUCUACACCUCCUCCGUCAUCUGGGGGGCCAUCGGACCGCGUCGUCUCUUCGGCGCUGGCAAGGUCUACAACUCGGUGCUCUACGGGUUCCUCGUCGGCGCCCUCAGCCCCAUCCCCUUCUACAUCUACACCAAAUACUUCCCUCGCUCCCCCGUCCGUUACGUGUAUCUCCCGCUUGUGUACUACGGGAUCACGGAUCUCGCGCCCUACAACGUCACCUACGCCUGGGCCCCUCUCGUCGUCGGCUUCUUCUUCAACUACAUCAUCAAGAACCGCUGGAUGGCCUGGUGGGAGAAGUACGCGUAUGUGUUCACAUCCGCCAUGUCGUGCGGUGUGGCCAUCUCCGCGCUGGUCAUUUUCUUUGCCGUCGAGUAUCACGCUGUUAAUGUUAAUUGGUGGGGCAAUGAGGUCUCGUACAUUGGCUGCGACAACGACGAGUGUCCGCUGUUGUCGAUGCCCGCGUCGGGAGUAAUUGGUUGAGGAGUGAGGUUUAUGCGGUGGGAGAUGAUGUGGA
Molecule: messenger RNA, 2446 nt
Organism: Aspergillus heteromorphus CBS 117.55
Lineage: Eukaryota; Fungi; Ascomycota; Eurotiomycetes; Eurotiales; Aspergillaceae
Product: OPT oligopeptide transporter family
Exons: 3
Coding region: 1-2412 (803 amino acids)
Biological process (GO): transmembrane transport
Molecular function (GO): oligopeptide transmembrane transporter activity
Source: RefSeq, a predicted model, not a curated record